CAAAUCAGACGAGGCUCAAUAAUGCUCAAUACUAACACGGUUUAAGUAACCACGACACUUUUCUUUGGAAUGCAAAUUGCAAAUGUAAAAGCAGAUUACUCUUAAGGAAAAUCAUUAUAGUAUAUAUAUACAAGGGCCUCUCUCCCCUAGCUAGGCAGAAGAGCAAGUAGCUUGACAGAAGGUUACGUAAAAAAUUGAGCAUCGAGCAGAGCAAGGCAGAUUAAUUAAGAUAGCCACAAUUAAGACUAGACCUCGGAUCACCAAUUCCGGCCACGAAGCUGCAACCCUCACGGUUCUCUAAGUAUUUAAAAUAAUCAGCAACUUGCAAUCUUGCUGCAAUUUAGGGUUUCUUUUGCUUGAGAAUCCGCGCCGCGCCUAGACUAUUCUCUCUGGAUCAAUCUCCCACAAGGCCACAACGUACGCCUAUAAAUACCUUCCUCCCUUGGCCAUCAUUCAUCACUCACUCAACAAAGUAAAGACAGCAGUAGCAGCUAGUGAAGCAGAUAUAAUUAGUAGAUCGAUAUGGCUCUCAUCAAGGCUGCCUGCUUCCUCUUCUUCUUUGCUCUCCUCGAUUCCUAUGUUUCAGCUGUUGCUCCCACAACAGCUCCGGCGACUGUCGCUCCGACCCAUGCUCCGGUCACCCCGACUCCGGUAGCGCAUGCCCCACUGGCACCCGUAUCUGGAAACUAUUGUGUGGCCAAGUGCCAGGACAGGUGCAAGACCCACCCGUCUGCCAAGAGGUUCUGCCAGAAGAUCUGCACCAGGUGCUGCAUGAGCUGCAAGUGUGUCCCAACCGGUCCAAUCGGCUCCAACGCUGAGCAGUGCAAGAACUGGACCGCUACUCUCUACCAUGGCGUCCCUUACAAGUGCCCUUAAUUCAACUACUACUAAUAUUUCACAUAUCAUCACAACUUAUACUUCCAUAUAUGUGCCCCCUUAAUAUUAUUACCAUGAAAACCUACCUUAUUUCCCACACAGCCUUUAGUUUUCCAUUUCAUGUCUUGAAAGUUAUAGCUAAGUAGUUCGUUUUGAAGUCUCCAUAGACUUUGAUAUUGGGAUUCUAAUAAAAGCAAUAUAUAUGCAGUAGUAGUCCACUGAAUGUUAUCUAGCAUCAAUUGUUAGGCCAUGUCGUUUCAUUUCAUAUUUUGAUUUGUGUAAUUUGUCUUUGUUGCAAUGGGAAUAAAGAAUCUCAUGUUAGGUUCCGGUUACAAGGUGAGAUUCUCGCUCCCGGUGAGGCUUGUGAGUGAAGUCGGCCAAUUUUAGCCUAAUUCAUUAUUACUAGAUAAAUGGCCCGCGCUCCGCGGCGGGUAACUUCGUUUAGCACGUUGGUCCGAUCGAGAAAGUGGGUUGAGUGUUAAUGGUCCGACUUCUUUAAUCCGAUUUAACCUGGAUAUAUGAAAAAAUCAUUAUAUUGUUCAUACAUUUAUAAAUGAUAUCAAAUAUCAUCUAACACAUAAUUAAUAACAUAUAACAUUACACCAAAAUAACAUGUAGUAUUUGGAUCCAAAAUAUAAUGAAAAUUCACAUCAAGGUUGUCCAACCGGUUUAAGUCAUUGAGCCGGUCAAGCAAGGGGUUUGAGGUUUAUUGGUCUGAUUAGGGUCCGACCUGUUUAAACCGUUUUAUACCUUUUUAAAAUAUAUGUACAAAUAAGGUAGUAAUAAAAAAAAUUAAUGACUGAAAUGAAAUUUAAUCUAUUAAAAACUUAUUUCCUACAAAAUAAAACUUAUCUAACCCACCCACCAUCUCCCUUCUCUCUCUCUUCUUCUCCCUCUUUAGGGGGCAAACCGAGGUCUUUCUAGAGGCUAUUUUGAAGCCCGAUCUUGGUCCGACUGGGUCUAACCGAGGACCCAUUAGAGAUUUAACAACCUUGAUUCACACACUUAUGUAACAUUAAUGUUCAACUUAGCAUUCCAAAAAUUGUGUUAUGAGAAAAGGAAAACCAGAAAAUACUCGCAUUUCGCAAACCAAAUGAAAAAAAUGUCGUAGUUUGACCUCAAAAUUGGUACCUUGCAAUGGUCGACCUGGCGGGAGUGUGCGGUCCGUUUUCUCCACCAGGUCACCAAGAAAAUGGGUUUGAUGGUGAACUUCUAAGUAAACAGUAUUUGAUUGAUUUAGAAUAAAUUGAUUGAUUUUGCAAUUUGAUUUCGAUGAUCAAACUUAUACUUGGAAUUAGAAAUUUUAAUAUUGGUGUUUUAGAUUUUGAUUUUAUGGUGCAACUUGAAGUUGUACUUUUAACGUUAUGGUACAACCACAGAUUGAUAUAAACAAAAGUUGUACUUUUAUGUUAUGAUACAACUUGAAGUUGUACUAUAACAUAAAAGUUCAAAUUAGCUCAUGCUCUAAUUGUACUUUAAAGCCCCAUUGCGUUGAAGCAUAGUAGAAGUGCUCGUAGUAAAUGUUUGAAAUGAAUUAUAUCUUAAACAAUGUUGUAAUUAAGCUCCUUAGUCUUUUAAGUUCUUAAGAAUGGAUUUCAUAAUUAUUUAAAAUUCCUAGUUAAACUUUUGAUGGGUGUAUUAAACAUUGAAUUUGUAA
Messenger RNA from Linum trigynum, 2533 nucleotides. NCBI's taxonomy places the organism in Eukaryota, Viridiplantae, Streptophyta, Magnoliopsida, Malpighiales, Linaceae. The record is from the annotation of a GenBank genome assembly.